Molecule: messenger RNA, 1444 nt
Organism: Procambarus clarkii (red swamp crayfish)
Lineage: Eukaryota; Metazoa; Arthropoda; Malacostraca; Decapoda; Cambaridae
Source: RefSeq, a predicted model, not a curated record
ACUGCAAGUAGUCAGGAUUCUCGCAAACUUUCACGACUUAUUUCCAAGUGAAUUUUUUGUUUUAGAGCACAAGAAUAACACUGUGAACUAAAACAAUGUGAUUUAGUUCUAACCAUAUGACGUAAAUCUAUUUAGUGUUUUUCUGCAAUAAUUUCACGUAAAAAGUUUAAUGCGACAUAUAUAUAGGAAAUAAUUAUAAUAGAGAUUGUUUACAAACUCUGGAAAUACGAAAGUAUUAUUACAAGAGCUGUCAAAACUGUGAAAAUCUGUACAACAAUGGUAUUCAGGAAGCCCGUAAAGACCUUAGCAGGAACAUGCAGUUUGACAAUUAUUUGUCUCAGCGUCCUCGUGGAUAGCUUUCACGGAAGUUCUAUGCCUAUGGGAAGAUACGGUCCGUUGCCCAAACUCAGCAUCAUCAACGGUACUGACGAGAUCAUCCGCGAAGAUCAGGAUGGAUUCCUGUACUGUUUCGCCAACCAGCCGUCGGGCAGGACGCCCUACGCAGUGGUCUGGACCAACCCUUACGGCAGACCCCUCGUCCCCUACGCCCGGGUCGACGUCAACACCGCUAAGAUCUUCACUGUGCAGGAGCGCUUCGUUCUGCCCCACUCCUACCUAGUCUUCCGGGGAUUUGACGAGUCUCUGGCGGGGAUAUACGCCUGCAACCUCCUCCACAGCAGCCGGCUCAUCGCAAGACAAACCAUCCGCCUUAGAUUCUUCCGGCCAAGCUUCAGGGUAGUGCCUUUGCCGCCGUGUUUAUCGGUGCCAGAGGGAGGAAGCGUGCUGGUACCUUCCCCGGUGGUGGGUAAGUCCCCCAGACCCACCGUGUGGAGCAGGCUGGGGAGUGAGCUGGACCCCGAGGACACUUACCAACUCCACUCCGGCCUCCUCCUCCAGAACGUUCAAGAACCAGGUGUAUACAGAAGUAUGGUGUGGCUGGGGGGAGGUCUCACCCACCAGCAAGAUGUGGCUGUGUCGGUGCUCUUGCAAGAUGGAGGAGGCCUGAUCCAGCCCAGAGGCGGGCCUGUCUGCCUGCCCCGGGACGACCCACAUCCUCCAUCCAAGACUAAACCCUCUAGCGUCGAUAUCGCCAACGAUCUCAUCGUUGAUAUCCAAAUUCACGCCUACCGCCGUCUGGUGUCUGAAGGAGACAGGAAGGGGUAAGUAGGCUACAGCCACUCACAUCAAAAGAGCCUGUCUCCCGUCUUCACUCUGUGAAGGAGGAAGAGUAAGGGGGGCAGGAUAACUGUCCUGAGGUAAUCAUCGCCUCAGUCCAUCACCCCGUACAAGUCUUAGGCGACGGUGCCGCCAUCUGACAACUUAUUUCGCAGCUCCACGUCCCGAGGGGGAGAUAAGAGUGUCAAGAAGCCUCGUGUCGGUUAGUUUAACGGAUUCAUUGUGGAAAGCGUUUGCAGUCGCUCUUGUUCUCGGCAGUUAACUACCC